This is a messenger RNA of Ostertagia ostertagi, 498 nucleotides long. The record is from the annotation of a GenBank genome assembly. NCBI's taxonomy places the organism in Eukaryota, Metazoa, Nematoda, Chromadorea, Rhabditida, Trichostrongylidae.
AUGUUGAAUUUAUCUUGCGGUCGCCAGGGUGAGUUUAUGAAAUCGGGUGAUUUCAUGUUGUUGUAUUCUGAGACACCAAACAUGAGCGAGUUCAACAGCGAAUACGCAGCCAUGGAAAGAGCACGCAAGCCAUCCCCACCACCCGAAGGCGAGACGCAACCUUCAUCCACUGGUCCUGGUGACCAGCGACGCCCCCUCAAGGUGUUCGACCUGGUGUGCCUUCACAUAAAAGACCGGUGCCUCCUCAUCCUGGAGGUGGCCCUCCUCCGAAGCGACCAGAUCAAAGUGGUACCGGUCAUUUCAGGGGAAGGCCGUAGCUUGGAAUUGGCAUCAGGUUUUGGUAGAUCAGCUCAAAUUUAUUCAGUAUUCUCAGGUCUAAUCAGAAUUGUUCAAAAAAAGCAAUUCCAGUAUGCCCUUGUGGAGAAUUUGUUCGGCAGUUUGGAUAAAAACGGAGAUAGCAAUAAACUGGAAAAGAAGGACUGUCCUUCCCAGUACUAA